Zea mays is the source of this 2256-nucleotide messenger RNA. Its product is annotated as PLC-like phosphodiesterases superfamily protein. Gene Ontology annotation, biological process: lipid metabolic process. NCBI's taxonomy places the organism in Eukaryota, Viridiplantae, Streptophyta, Magnoliopsida, Poales, Poaceae. The coding region runs from base 801 to 1760 and encodes 319 amino acids. The transcript is spliced from 2 exons. The record is from RefSeq and is a predicted model, not a curated record. Gene Ontology annotation, molecular function: phosphoric diester hydrolase activity.
GAUAUUCAGGCUUCCUGAGUCCCACAGAGAGAAUUCACAAAACAACACUGGUUUGAGAAGACGUUAAGAAAAUAACGUCGGUUUCCAAGCAAUUCGUAGAAUAGCACUGGUUGUUCUUUUUUCAAAAACUUCAACCAUUAGUAUAAAAACUACCCCCGUCUCAUAAUAUAGUUUUAAAGUUUAAUUGUUAAAUCUAAACUUCCUUUUUAUAGAACAUCUAGGUUUAUUGAUAUGUUUAACACUAUUCUUAGUAAUAUAAAAAUAGUGCUCAUAUAUUUGCAUGCAUUUACGUCGUCGUGGCUACUCUGCGGCAACAAAAGUUUGCUGCAUUUGCUUGACAAAUUAUUGCGCCAACAUGGAACUGGAAGAACCUUCACCUCUCCAGGUCGCCAAUGGCAUCGCGUGUCCGUCCAUAAUGGCAUAAACCGUGUCCUUUUGGCUUGUGGACUCGAUUCCGUCACCGUCUCGCCAUAAAUAAAUAAAUAAAAACUACCCCGCCCAUGCCCCGAACGAACCAGUUAACCUCUCUCUAGUAGUAGUGAUUUUGGGAAGGGAAAAAAAACUGUCGCCUGGCCUGGCAUCAACACCAUAACGCCAAUCGUAGCAUCCAAUUCCAAUCCAAGGAAACCGAAGUCUUUUUGGGAGAAACCGCAGCGGAGCUAGCAGCUAUCAAUCAAUCUCGACGUCCAGGUCCAGGUCAGAGCUCGAGGCACAGGACCCUUUAUUUAUCCAUCCAUGGCUGCCCCCCAAUAGCAGCAGCGCUGGCAACAACGGCAGCCACCAACCCGGUGGACGAAGCCAUGGGCGCCUUCUUCUCGAAGCAGGUGGACCGGCGGAAGCUGGUGGCCGCCGAGAAGCGGGCGCUGGCGACGCGGCUGUCGUCGUCGGGCGACACGUUCCCGGGGUCUGAGCACCGGCCGGCGGACCGGAAGCGGUGGAUGGCGGAGCUGGGCGCCGGCAGGCUGCGCGUGCACCAGGUGGUGUGGCCCGGCACGCACGACUCGGCCACCGACCGGAUCGGCGUGCCGUUCGUGACCCGCCCCUUCGCGCAGUGCCAGUCGCUGUCCGUGUACGAGCAGCUGGCGCUGGGCGCGCGCGUCCUCGACGUGCGCGUCCAGAAGGGGCGCCGCGUAUGCCACGGCGUCCUGGCCACGUACCCCGUCGACGUGGUGCUGGACGACGUGACCAGGUUCCUGGGCGAGACCGAGUCCGAGGUGGUCGUCCUGGAGGUGCGCACCGAGUUCGGGCACGAGGACCCGCCCGAGUUCGGCAGGUUCCUGGUGGAGAGGCUCGGCGAGCACCUGCUGAUCCCGCAGGACGAGGCGGUGUUCCACAAGACCGUCGCGGAGCUGCUCCCGCGCCGGGUCAUCUGCGUGUGGAAGCCGCGCAGGUCGCCGGCGCCCGGGCCCGGGGAGCCCCUGUGGAGCGCCGGGUACCUCAGGGACAACUGGAUCGACACGGACCUGCCGGAGACCAAGUUCGAGAGCAACCUCAAGUUCCUGGGGCAGCAGCCGCCGGUGGCGGGCCGCGGGUUCUUGUACCGGGUGGAGAACACGGUGACGCCCAGGCCCGACAACCCGGUGGUGUGCGUGUGGCCCGUGACGAGGCGGAUCCACGGCUACGCGCGGAUGUUCAUCGCCGAGGUCUUCGCCAAGGGCCUCGGCGACAAGCUCCAGGUCUUCUCCACCGACUUCAUCGACGGCGACUUCGUCGACGCCUGCGCCGGCGUCACCAAGGCGCGCGUCGACGGCACCGCGUGACCGCGAUCGACGGACCAGGGGUACCCGUACGUGUUCCCGAUUUGAUUAGGAGAUGCCCGGGGCUUGUAGAAACUAGAGGAGUCGCCGCGAUUACAGGCAGGGGUCCGUCUAGGCACAGUCAGGAGUACUAUGUAGUGUCGCAUGUAGUUAUCGAGAAGUAUGGCCAAUGCAGCGUAUAAUAGGCUCUAAAUUUUACACUAUAAAAUUUAAACAUUGAAUUAGAAUUAGACUCUAUUUUAUUUAUUUUUAAACUAAAAAUUAUUUAGUAUUCUAUUAUUUUAUAAAAAAACAUUUAAAUUGUCAUCCAAUACUACCCUCAAGUGUACACUCUAGACGUGCAGUAUAUUUUUUACAUACAAGAUCCUGUGACUGUGAUUGGUAUUAUGGUAUAUGCCAUACACGUAUUCAUUCACGCGUAAUGUGUGCGUCCGUGUGUAGUGAUGAAUUGUUCGUGGGAGCAAAGGAAUAAAGAAUUUUCACAGGUUGUCAUAUACAA